Racocetra fulgida is the source of this 494-nucleotide messenger RNA. Lineage: Eukaryota; Fungi; Glomeromycota; Glomeromycetes; Diversisporales; Gigasporaceae. The record is from the annotation of a GenBank genome assembly.
CAUUUAAUGAUAUACCACAUGACAUUGAUUUGCAACGUAAGAUUUAUUAUAGUGGUUUGCGUCCAAGUAUUCCAAAAUAUGUGCCAAAAUUAGUUUUCAAAUUAAUUGUUAAAUGUUGGAAUGCACAGCCAGAUAAAAGGCCUACUGCUAAAGAAAUAUGUGAUACUAUAAAUUCAUGGAACAAUGAUAAGUCAAGUGAAAUAAUCGCACAAAUAAUGAAGGCUGAUGAAACUUUUGAAAAUCUUUUAAUAUCUGAUGCAUUGGAACCUUCUCACUUCAAAAUCAAUCCUGAAGCAAUUUAUAGAAGCAGAUUGUUUGAUUCUUUAUCAUCUACAAAUAUUACUGCUGAUCGUAACGGUAACCAAGGUGAACAAGAGAAUAACUCACUCCUAAUAAUGCAAGUUAUUGAAAAUGAUAAAGAUAGUGGGUUAAGUUAUGCUGAUGAAUGUUAUCUGAAUGAGACAGGAGAAGCAAAGAUCAAAUUAAAUAUAUGA